AGCUGGUGCCAAAGGGGAGCGGAGCAGGACAGCCUGGGGAGAGGACCACUGUUAGAGCUGGGCCUGCGCUGCUGGGGCCGGAUCGGUCUCAGCAGAGAGGAGAGCCAGAAGGUCAUGCAUGUCCUUUCCUGAAAUAGAGGCCCAAUUACCUUAAAUGAGAAUAAUCAUAAAGCUAAACUAUGUGAGUGAGCGAGUGUGUGAUUGAGAGGUGGAGAGUGAACUGUGUGAUCAUGUCAAUGUGCUGUUUCUUUUUUGUUGCAUUCAGUCACUAAAUGCACAAUAUGAGCUUUUCCCGACUGCACAGUGUACUCGUCCUGGCAAUCCCUGAUGUGUGUGUGUUCAUAUGACACAGAUGUUUGUCAAGCUGACCAGAGUUCUUGUAGUAGAACAUUCAAUGAUUAGCUUUGGCAUCAACUACUAUCAACAGUGUACAGUAAAAAGGAUAUCAAACAUUCAGAUCUGUAUUGACAUAGGCUUAAUCAUGUGAAGUUACAAAACCUCUAGGACUUAGUCAUCACUCAAGUUUAACAACGGAUGUAGGUUACAUUGUUAGUGUGUACGCACCUCUCGACCGUUGCGAUACGUUUUAUUUGGCACAACCGUUGUUGACAAAUGUAUUACAUAUCCGUUUCUUCCACCUGUGUGUGGACUAAGCCUGUUCAUGCUACAAUUUAUGUCAGUCACUCUAAAUCUAAAUAUGAACUUGAGUGAUCUUAAUUUUACUCAAUACUAAGUCAUAUUUAAGCCAGGAAUCAUCAACUAUACUGAACAAAAAUAUAAAUGCAAUAUGUAAAGAGUUGGUCCCAUGUUUCAUGGAAAUAAAAUAUCCCAGAAAUGUUCCAUAUGCACAAAAAGCUUUCUUCUUUCACAUUUUGUGCACAAAUUUGUUUACAUCCCUGUUAGUGAGCAUUUCUCCUUUGCAAAGAUAAUCCAUCCACCAGACAGGUGUGGCAUAUCGAGAAGCUGAUUAAACAGCAUGAUCAUUACACAGGUGCACCUUGUGCUGGGGACAAUAAAAAGCCACUCUAAAAUGUGCAGUUUUGUCACACAACACAAUGCCACAGAUGUCUGAAGUUUUGAGGGAGCGUGCAAUUGACAUGCUGACUGCAGGAAUGUCCACCAGAGCUGUUGCCAGAUAAUUUAAUGUUCAUUUCUCUACCAUAAGCCGCCUCCAACGUCGUUUUAGAGAAUUUGGCAGUAUGUCCAUCCGGCCUCACAACCAUAGACCACAUUUAACCAUGCCAGCCCAGGACCUCAACAUCCGCCUUCUUCACCUGCGGGAUCGUCUGAGACCAGCCACCCAGAGAGCUGAUGAAACUGAGGAGUAUUUCUGUCUGUAAAAAAUCCCUUUUGUUGAGAAAAAGUCAUUCUAAUAGGCUGGGCCUGGCUCCCCAGUGGGUGGGCCUGACUCCCAAGUGGGUGGGCCUAUGCCCACCCAUGGCUGCGCCCCUGCCCAAUCAUGUGAAAUCCAUAGAUUAGGUGCUAAUUAAUUUAUUUCAAUUGACUGUAACUCAGUAAAAUCGUUGAAAUUGUUGCAUGUUAUGUUUAUAUUUUUGUUCAGUAUAGAUUCAGCCACAGGGCCAAUUUUUUAUUGAGUGGAUGGUUGGUGGGCCGGAACAUAAUUACAAAUAAUUUGUAGACUGCAAAUUGAACGCAAGAAGCCCAAACAGAUAUAAUGUUUGACUAAAACAUAAUAAUUUCAAACCUUGCUCACAUUUGUAAACGAUCACGUGUCUCUCUAUUAUGGGUGGGAAUACUUGGAAACAGAUUUUUUUAAUUAAAUUCAGUUGGAGCUUAUUUCUUGGUAUUUUUACAGUAUUUUAUGUCCAACAAUAAAAAUCCCACACCAAAAAAAGAUUUUGUAAGAAAAUGUGGGGGUCCAAAUAAAACCACCGGCUAUACCCACACCGUAUCUGUGUGCUGUUGGCUAGAGCAGAGGUGCCAAUAACGGAGUGGGCACAAUAGCUAUAUAACGCAAUUUUUUUGUGACAAAAACAUCAGUAGAGUUGAAAAUACAAUGGAAACCCAUUUAACUUGUAUUUUUUAAUCUGUACAUGGGAAUUUAAACGCAAGAUCCCGGCCAUCAUCUUACUCUACAUAGACAAAAUAUGAUGUUUAUGAGUUGUGAGUCCCCCUACCAUCAGAUUUCAAAUAUGUGAUUAAGGUGGCAAAAUUGGGAAUAAGUGGAAUAAUAAAAUAAGUGUGGGGAAUAACAGUAGUGUUCUUGCUGACAAGCACAGUAAUUACCCUAUAUUUUAGCUCAUUGUUAAGAAUUAGAAUUGUUCCACUGAUCAGACUAAAUAAAGUAAAUACAUAAUAAAAAUAUGUCCUCAGUGGUGGAAAAAGUACCCAAUUGUCAUACCUGAGUAAAAGUUAAAAUACCUUAAUAGAAAAUGACUAAAGUAACAGUGAAAGUCACCCAGUAAAAUACUACUUGAGUAAGUCUAAAAGUAUAAAAAGUAUUUGGUUUAAAAUAUAAUAAUAAGCCAUUUAGCAGACGCUUUUAUCCAAAGCGACUUACAGUCAUGUGCGCAUACAUUUUUACGUAUGGGUGGUCCCGGGGAUCGAACCCACUACCCUGGCGUUACAAGCGCCAUGCUCUACCAAUUGAGCUACAGAGGACCACAUAUACUUAAGUAUUUAAACUAACUGUAAUUGCUAAAAUGUACUUAAGUAUCAAAAGUAAAAGUAUAAAUCAUAUGAAAUUCCUUAUAUUAGGCAAACCAGACAACACGGUUUUCUUUUUUUACGGAUAGCCAGGGGCACACUCCAACACUCAGACAUAAUUUACAAACGAAGCAUUUGUGUUUAAUGAGUCCGCCAGAUCAGAUGCAGUAGGGAUGACCAGGGAUUUUUUCUUGGUAAAUGCUUGAAUUGGACAAGUUUCCUGCUUCAAAAUGUAACAAGUACUUUUGGGUGUCAGGGCAAAUGUAUGGAGUAGAAAGUAUAUUAUUUUCUUUAGGAAUGUAGUGGAGUAACAGUAAAAGUUGUCCAAAAUAUAAAUAGUAAAGUAAAGUACAGAUACCCCAAAAAACGACUGGGGACAUUAAGUAGUACUUGAAAAUAUUUUUACUUAAGUACUUUACACCACUUUCUGUCCCUACACUCUAACCAAAUAAUUGUUACAUUUAUUGUCCCCCCUCUAGAAUCAAACGUACACUUUUGGGUUAACAAUCUGUUAGACAAAAUUAUUUUCAUAGUUACAAAUCAGGUCACCCUACCAAACUUCCCUCCUAAAACAUCCUGUAGGUCUCUGUCUGCUGCCUUUUCGUUAUCACCGCCUAAAUGCCAAUCACCAAACGAGAGGACUAAUGUAAGUGUGGAUUAAAUCGACUUUAGUACAUGCUGUCAAAAGGCUGCAUUCUGCAAAAGGGACGGGAGUAACAGCAACCAAAUUUUAUUGACAACAUUUUACAUAAAAACAGCGCUACCGUGAUACUCUUUUUACAGUUCUAUAAACUCAGCUGAGAAAGUUAUCUCUCUCCAUUCAGAUCCACUCUAAUCUUGAGGGGAGUUUCUUUAAAAUAUGCAUCCAAUCCCCUUGAACCCUUAUGUAACUAGACCAAUCAUAUGCUUCAAUGUGCCGCGGUUCACGGUGCUGUGGCAGGACAGAACAAUGAUAAAGGUUCAUCUCGUGAUGUUAAAUUGAAGGUGCAGAUGCUUCUAUUUCAAAGCGAUAUGGAGCACCGUUGAAAAGUUAACGCGCUGAUUAUACAAUGGACUAAUUAGAAAAAUUAAAGAAGUACUUUUCAAUGCGUGAGAUAUAAGAGAAGAGGGUCAAAUGGUUGUGUCUCAUGGCCAAUGCGUGAGAGUAGGCAGCUCUGGCUAAUCUUUUGAAUACGGUCUAGUAAAAAAUAAAUUACAGCAACAACAGAUAACAUUAGCUAGCUAGAUAAGGUUAGCAGCAUGCUAGCUAGCUACACUGACAACUGUUAGUGCCCUAUUUAUUGAUGUUUAUCAACUGCACAUGGAAAUGAGCUGGGAAAUUCCUCUUUUGAACGCGGCAUUAAAAGCACCAAUAUAAGUAGCCUUUGUCAUUCUUCGGAGGUGGAAUCUAAAAGUGCAUUUCCUCCCGUUGAAAUAGUGAUGGCAACUUGACGCUAAUAUUUAUGUAAACUCUUUGGAAUUGUGAACUGUGGUUGUCACUGAGUAGGCUACCCAUUCCAUUGGGUGCACACUCCCAUAGGUAAGGCUGUACAGUCCAAUAUGAAUGUUCCAUACACACAAUAGGUGAGCUAAUGUGGCUUAUUUCACAGUGGCUUCAGUCCUGCAAUAAGAGCUAUGACGCUAAUAUUGGUGUAAACUACGUAGUUGUGUUCUGUGGGUGUCACUAGGUAGACUGAUACCCCAUUCCAUGGGUGCACACUAUAUAGGUAAGGCUUUACAGUCCAAUAUGAAUGUUCAAUAUGCACAAUAGUUUGACUGGUGAGCUGUGGCUCAUUUCACAGUGGUGUCAGAGUCGUUCAAUAAGAGCUAUGAUGAUAAAAUUUGCGUAAACUACAUAGUUGUGUGCUGUGGAUGUCACUGAGUAGGCUGGUACCCCAUUUCAUGGGUGCACACUCUAUAGGUAAGGCUGUACAGUGCAUAUGCCCCCAAUGCAAGUAUGCAGUCUAAUACAUCCACAGUGGGAUCUGAAGAGUUUUUGGAAUUAUUCCAGUAUUUGUAGCUGUUUGAAUCAGUUUCAAUGACGGGCUUUUAUUUUGAAGGCAAAUUCCACUAUUGUGGCUAAUCCUUAUUGUGGCUAGCUUCACAGAUAGUCGUAUGAGUUCUACAAUAGGGAAGGGCAUGGUAGCAUGGACUGGAGUUUGACAGGUAAGAUCCACAACGCCGGGCUGAAUAUCGGGAACCAAACUUUGUGAUUGUCAGGCCAGGUCUGGACAAUUUGCCGUCAGUUUUGUGUCCAAUAGCCUACUCCGUUUAUAAUUGGUUAUUGAUGUUGAAAUUAAUUGAGCGUCUCCGGUUGAGGUUUUUCGUGAAGAGUUUACCGUGUUGCGCAAUCUCAAGUUGGUAACGUUUAUUUUAAAUGAGUUCACUCGUCAGCCAAGAUAGAUUUGUAUUAGACUAUAAUUUAAUGCGCCUUGGAUUUGUUGAUAGUAGGACUACUUUAGCCCAAUAUUAGUAGGCCUACUUUAGCCCAAUACUAUACUGAACAAAAAUAUAAAAGUAACAAUUAACGAUUUUACUGAGUUACAGUUCAUAUAAGGAAAUCAGUCAAUUGAAAUAAAUUCAUUAGGCCCUAAUCUAUGGAUUUCACAUGACUGAGCAGGGGUGCAGCCAUGGCCCACCCACUGGGGAGCAAGGCCCACCCACUGGGGAACCAGGCCCAGCCAAUCAGAAUGAGUUUUCCCCCCACAAAAGGGCUUCAUUACAGGCAGAAAUACUCAUCAGUUUCAUCAGCUGUCCGGGUGGCUGGUCUCAGGUGAUCCCGGGGGGGAAGAAGCUGGAUGUGGAGGUCCUGGGCUGGCUUGGUUACACAUGGUCUGCGGUUGUGAGGCUGGUUGGACAUACUGCCAAAUUCUCUUAAACGACGUUGGUGGUAGCUUAUGGUAGAGAAAUUAACAUUUAAUUCUCUGGCAACAGCGCUGGUGGACAUUCCUGCAGUCAACAUGCCAAUUGCAUGCUCCCUCAACUUGAGACAUCUGUGGCUUUGUUGUGUGACAAAACUGCACAUUUUAGAGUGGCCUUUUAUUGCCUUUUAAUGAUCGUGCUGUUUAAUCCGCUUCUUGAUAUGCCACACCUUUCAGGUAGAUUAAUUAUCUUGGCAAAGGAGAAAUGCUCACUAACAGGGAUGUAAACAAAUUUGUGCACAAAAUCUGAGAGAAGUAAGCUUUUUGUGCGUAUGGAACAUUCCUGGAAUCUUUGAUUUCACCUCAUGAAACAUGGGACCAACACCUUACAUGUUGCGUUCAUAUUUUUCUUCAGUAUUGUAGGCCUACUUUAGCCCAAUAUUAGUAGGCCUACUUCAGCUCACUUUGCGUUUUUGAUCUAAUAGAUUACACAUUCUAUGUUAUUCAUAUAUUUGUUUCAUUCUGCUUUACGUAGUCAAACACCUGAUGUGAGCCCAUGUUCUGCAUUUUUCUAAAAAAUCUGAGUGGUAUCAUUUUCCACCCUCUAGCCUAUAGUUAAAGGGAUAGUUCACCCAAAUAACAAAAUUACCAAAAUGGUUUCCUUACCCUGUAAGCAGUCUAUGGACAAGGUAUGACAGAGAUCCAUGCUUUGGUUUUGUUUACCUUGCCGCUGUCUCCAAAAGCUACAUUUUCUUUAAGACAUUUGUGGCACAAAGCCAAUGCAAGUCAAUAUCUCUGAUAUUAGCAUUUUUCACAUGUCAUAUGCAAAGCAUCGUAGCAUUGAUCAAAGCAUGGAUUUCAUUUGUGUAUCACCUUGUCCAUAGACUGCUUACACGGUAAGGAAACCAAUAUACACUGCUCAAAAAAAUAAAGGGAACACUUAAACAACACAAUGUAACUAAGUCAAUCACACUUCUGUGAAAUCAAACUGUCCACUUAGCAAGACACCCCCAAUAAAGUACUGGUUUUGCAGGUGGUGACCACAGACCACUUCUCAGUUCCUAUGCUUCCUGGCUGAUGUUUUGGUCACUUUUGAAUGCUGGCGGUGCUUUCACUCUAGUGGUAGCAUGAGACGGAGUCUACAACCCACACAAGUGGCUCAGGUAGUGCAGCUCAUCCAGGAUGGCACAUCAAUGCGAGCUGUGGCAAGAAGGUUUGCUGUGUCUGUCAGCGUAGUGUCCAGUGCAUGGAGGCGCUACCAGGAGACAGGCCAGUACAUCAGGAGACGUGGAGGAGGCCGUAGGAGGGCAACAACCCAGCAGCAGGACUGCUACCUCCGCCUUUGUGCAAGGAGGAGCAGGAGGAGCACUGCCAGAGCCCUGCAAAAUGACUUCCAGCAGGCCACAAAUGUGCAUGUGUCUGCUCAAACGGUCAGAAACAGACUCCAUGAGGGUGGUAUGAGGGCCCGACAUCCACAGGUGGGGGUUGUGCUUACAGCCCAACACCGUGCAGGACGUUUGGCAUUUGCCAGAGAACACCAAGAUUGGCAAAUUCGCCACUGGCGCCCUGUGCUCUUCACAGAUGAAAGCAGGUUCACACUGAGCACAUGUGACAGACGUGACAGAGUCUGGAGACGCCGUGGAGAACGUUCUGCUGCCUGCAACAUCCUCCAGCAUGACCGGUUUGGCGGUGGGUCAGUCAGGGUGUGGGGUGGCAUUUCUUUGGGAGGCCGCACAGCCCUCCAUGUGCUCGCCAGAGGUAGCCUGACUGCCAUUAGGUACCGAGAUGAGAUCCUCAGACCCCUUGUGAGACCAUAUGUUGGUGCGGUUGGCCCUGGGUUCCUCCUAAUGCAAGACAAUGCUAGACCUCAUGUAGCUGGAGUGUGUCAGCAGUUCCUGCAAGAGGAAGGCAUUGAUGCUAUGGACUGGCCCGCCCGUUCCCCAGACCUGAAUCCAGGAGCAUGCCCAGGCGUUGUAGGGAGGUCAUACAGGCACGUGGAGGCCACACACACUACUGAGCCUCAUUUUGACUUGUUUUAAGGACAUUACAUCAAAGUUGGAUCAGCCUGUAGUGUGGUUUUCCACUUUAAUUUUGAGGGUGACUCCAUGGGUUGAGGGUGACUCCAUGGGUUGAUAAAUUUGAUUUCCAUUGAUAAUUUUUGUGUGAUUUUGUUGUCAGCACAUUCAACUAUGUAAAGAAAAAAGUAUUUAAUAAGAUUAUUUCAUUCAUUCAGAUCUAGGAUGUGUUAUUUUAGUGUUCCCUUUAUUUUUUUGAGCAGUGUAUAAUUUGGGUGAACUAUAUCUUUAACUGUAGCAAUUGAGGUAGUACUCUCAGAUAUUGAACCAGCAACAUCCUGAGCUUCUGUGCCAUAAAAGUCCAGGCAUCAUGACAGACUUGGCUAUAGUACACUUCCAUACAGAGAGGGUACUCUGACACCCAUGGUUCAAUGUUGUGUGUUUAUGUCCCCAUCUUCCAUAGCAAGCUUAUGUGUAGCCUAUGCUAUUACAGCUAUCAAUCUCCUCUUGUUGUUUCUGCAGGGUGACAUACUGUCUGUAGCGAUGGAGGAUUUUUGGGUGGUGGUCCUGGCAUGUCUGAAGGUGUGGGUCUACCUCAUUGUGGCUCUUCUCAUGGUGCCCGCAAUGUUUGGCUUCUCCCUGGGCAUCUCUGAGACAUACAUGAAGAUCCUGGUCAAAACACUGGAGGUAAACUGCCUCUGUUCAGAACUCUGUAAAAGCUGGUAAACUGCAUCACUCGGACAACAUGAGGGGCACAGCUUCAUGCGUCUAUAGUUGUUUUAAAUGUUGGCUAUUCAUCAUGCCCUAAAUGUAAGACUUGUGUCCUUAAUGUAUGUAUUUAUACUACAACAUUAGUGAGGGAGAAAAAAUCGAUAGUUUCAUAUCGGGAUAUUAGUUUCUUUGACUCGCAAUAUUAUUUUGAGCUGGUGGGCUGUACCUGCACCAAAACUUCAGUGUUUUUCCUUCAUAGCUUGUUCUCCAUCUUCUUCUAUAUGGAGCCAAUUUGUUUUCAGCACUUUUAUUUCCACGACUGAUCAAAACUUGUUUUCUCAUGGCUCUCUCUUGUCCCUCUGCAGCAGACAUAUGGUGAGCAAUAUGUUUGGAACAUCGAAUCGCAAUAAAAUCACAGUAUCGAAUCGCAAUACAUAUAGUAUCGUGAGAAUUGCAAUACAUUAGUAUUGGCACCUAUGUAUCAUGACAAUAUCGUAUUGUGAGGUCCCUGGUAAUUCCCAGCCCUACAAAAUAUAAUAAUAUUGUACACAAAACACAAAUUAAUGACUUGGCCAGUGGGCUAGCCAUGGUCUUUCUUUACAUUGGAGAUUGUAUCAGUUUCUGGAAUGCUGGAACUCAAUCCCGUUUUCUUACUUAUGUUUAUGAUCAAGAAAUACAUUGUCACUGCACUGUCAUGAUCAGCCCACCUAAACAUGUUUAAUGUGUAGGGAAAGUCUACACUACACAACGAUCAAUUAGCACAACUCUGCACAUGUGCCUUAGGUAUAGAACUGACAUAAUUUUUUACAGAAAAGCAUGUAUGUUCUACACCGUACUUUUCCAUCUGAACAUUCUGUAACCCUGUGGCCUCCUGAAUAAUAAUAAUAAUAAUAAUAACCUUUCAAACACUGUCCAGGGGCUUAUCUGGGGUGAGAGUUUAGGGAUGAAUAUGUGUAUGUCCUUUCUCUCCUGUCCUGCUGUGGGUCAGGGGGUGAGAGGUCAAAGGCUAAAGAUAAUUCUAAUCUCUCCUGUUCUCCAGUGGGCCACGUUGAGGAUCCAGAAAGUCAACAAAGAGCAGCGUAUAAUCAAAUCCUCAUCCAACGGUGAGUCAAUGAGCAGAGCUCUCACAGUGAUCAAUGGAUUCAUUUUCUUGAUCGAUUGAUGGAUGGAUGGGUGGAUAGAGAUUGAUUUACUCAUUGGUCUCUGAGAUAAGGAAAUGAUCGUGGGGAUUCCCUAAAGUUGCAUGGUUGAUAUUUUAGGCUUACAAGUCUGGCCAAUGUGUGGGAAAGAGAAACCUCAAUGUUUUCAGUGAGUCCCUUUACCCUUGAGAAACUCAUAAAGAAACAUAUUAUACAGUAUGUUGUUCUCUGUUUCAGUUCAGUCUUUUCCUCUCUCUCAACGACACUGGUUCCCAAAGCCACUGUUGUUUGUCUGCUGCAUUCAGAAUCUCAUUUACAUGUAAAGUGCCUUAGAAAAAAUCCUGUAUCUUAGUGUACCAUAGUAGUUAAACAGGAUUUUCCUCUGUUGAGUGCAUUGAAAUCAGGCCUGACAUGAUAUUUUUAGUCAGCUGUCAAUGGUUGAAAUACUGUAAAUUGAUAAUAGGUUGCAUUUAUAAUAUAGGUAUUUUCAAUGUGCUCAAGGCACGUUAGAUGGUAUGGGAUGGGGUAACCUAUAUGAAAUUAUAAACUGGAUGGUUUAAGCCCUGAAUGCUGAUUGGCUGACAUUGGUAUACCACGGGUAUGACAAAACAUUAAUUCUUACUGCUCUAAUUAUGUUGGUAACCAGUUUAUAAUAGCAAUAAGGCACCUCGGGGGUUUGUGGUAUAUGAUCAAUAUACCACGGCUAAGGGCUGUAUCCAGGCCCUCCGCGUUGUGUUGUGCCUAAGAACAGCCCUUAGUCGUGGUAUAUUGGCCAUAUACCACACCCCCUCGGGCCUUAUUGCUUAAUUAUACCACUGAGAACCUAGAGACAGUGUCAACCUGAUUUAUAGUGCUUGGCAGGGGCUUGCAGUGGAGAAGGCUUGGAGCAGUCUCUUGAGUAGCAGACGGUGAUUGUGAGCAUUUACAAUGUGCUGUGCUGUAUGAUGUGGCUCUGGGCUGGCUGCCUAUCUAUCCACUGAUGCAAUCACUUCACAAUCAGCAGUCUUAUAGGUUUGUCAGGGAGAAAUUCAAUAAAACUUGCAGUGCUGUGUUCACUAGCUAGCACAGCACAUCAAGAUGCUCUUUUAAUUUGUUAUAUAUAAACUCACAUGAUGGUUUCUAUAUUGUACUCCCGUCACUUGUACUUGAGAUGCUGGUUGUAGUUUUCAAAGAAAGCAAAUGGGUUACAGCAUAAACAUUGCUUUGGCAGGAUUGAUUGAAUUCAGCACAAAUUCAGUCACUCAGUCUCUCUCUCCUGAACUUUGCCUUGUGCGUUAUCAGAUUGAGUCUCCUCAGCUGAUUUCACUGCCUUCAGACCUCUUAGAGGGAGGGAUACACUUUGUGGUGGGGUAAUCUGAUACUAGACCUGUGAUUACCUCAAGAUGAAAAGAAAGGAGCCCCAUUUAGCUCUUGUGUUAUCUGAAGUGGUCCCAGGUCAUAAAAGUGCAUGUUUGAUGGCCUGUCAUUUCUUAUGGAUUCUGUAGGAAAAUGGUAGUGGUGAUUAAACCUGUUUAGUAUAAGGAUUGGGGUUGUGGUUAGCGGUCAUGUUGUUUCUAUGAAGAGAUUCUUCCACUCAGCUAUCAGCCCAGAAUAUCUCUAUCUCUCAAUAUGGGGCAACAGUGUGAGUUAGUUGGUGACACUCUCUUAAAUGUGUUGCAGUUCUCUGACUUGCUCCCUCGACAGAUCCUAACAUGUCCACGGUGGUUUGACAUAUUCAUGAAAACGUAUUGGACUUUGAAGCUCUUUGUUUGUGACACUGUGAAUGUUGUCUGUAUCGAUGGUAAAAUAUCAAACUAAUUCAUCGUCCUUAUCAACUACAGAUAGUGGUACGAUAUGAUCACAUCUGAAAAUAAUAUAUCAUGGAUUAGGUGAUAUCUUUGUGUGUGUGUGUGGGGGGUUUUCCAGGCCUCAUCCAGAGGGAUGAUGGUUCUAUGGAGGAGGAGCUGGGGGAGUUGAGGCGUAGUCGCCCCAAACCACCAGUGGGAGGAGACUUCACCCUCAGCGACUGUUUCUACUUCUACAGACGAGGCAUCGAGGACAUCGUAGAGGAUGAGGUGAGAUCACACACUAGAAUAAGAUUGAUGCCUAAUUCCAAAUGUACCCCUAACCCCUAAUCCUAGACAUUUCAUGAUGGCCCCUAGUAAAUCUGAGCAAUACAGUAAUACCUAACCCUCUGGUAGGCUAGGAUGAGUUUCCUAUUUAUUGCCUUUACUGCACACAUAUCCAGUCCUUUCAAAUCAAUUAAGGAUGUGUUUAGGGCCAGGGGUUGAUUCAGGAUUGGGCAAAACAGUACAACAUCUAUUAAAAGUCCAGACUUUCUUUCUGUCCAGGUAGGACUACAUUGUUUGUAAUGUUGUUCCUCUGAUCUCAAGGUGACCCAGCGGUUUUCAUCAGAGGAGCUGGUGUCGUGGAACCUGCUGACUCGGACCAACAUCGACUUCCAGUACAUCAGCCUCAAACUGACCAUGGUUUGGGGACUGGGUGUGUUCAUACGCUACUGCAUCCUGGCUCCAUUCAGGUAACACCUAGGAGUGUGAAAUCAUUCAUCAUCACUGUGUUCCCCUAUAGUAAGGCCUCAGCUCUCUUACAGUUCACAUCCCUGAACCAAACAUACCUGCCAUGCACCAGUAAUAUUAAAUGCAGUGCUUACCACAAAUAAUCCAGCUAGUGGCUGAAUAGACAGGAUUCAUAACCAACCAAUAUCAAUAGUGUGGAGCACAGGAGGCUGCUGAGGGGAAAACGGCUCAUAAUAAUGGCCGGAACAGAGCAAAUGGAAUGGCAUCAAACACCUGGAAACCAUGUGUUUGAUGUAUUUGUUACCAUUCCUCUCCAGUAAUUACCACGAGCCAGUUCUCCACAAUUAAGGUGCUACCAACCUCCUGUGGAGUGUUGUGUAGUAGACAAUUCAUUUGUUGUCUCAUGACCAGCAUAAUGUUGUAGUGUCAUGUAUGUUCAUGAGUGAGAAUGUUUUCUUUCAGGAUCACGCUGGCGUCUAUAGGCCUGACCUGGCUGGUGAUAGGAACCACUGCUGUAGGAUUCCUACCCAACUGGAGGUACAGUUACACUGCUUUUAAUCUACAGGUUCACACAGGAUUAUUUAAAAGACUGAGACAUUCCUCUCGUCAUUGUGUUUGUCAUCUUCAAGGUAGCAUCUUGUGUGUGUGUGUUUUGUAGGCUGAAGUACUGGCUGAGCGAUUGGGUCCAUGUGAUGUGCUACAGGAUCUGUGCCAGAGGCCUCUCCUGCACCAUCCACUACUAUAACAAGUCGGUUAACUGUCCUCUCCUCUCACAUCGAUACUCAGCAGGCUAUCACACACCAUCCUGUCCCCCAGUGACCCUACUGUUGGUCCUCGUGAUGUGUGCAGAGAGAUUGUUUUCAAUGUAAGAUGCACGUCUUUCACUUUAACGUGUGUGUGUGGCCUUUAUCUUGUUUUACAGAGAAAACAGACCCAGAAAAGGAGGAAUCUGUGUGGCCAAUCACACCUCCCCGAUUGAUAUCAUGAUUCUCUGCAACGACGGGUGUUACGCCAUGGUAUGUAAAACAAAGCAGACAUUAAGCCUCACUUUAAAUGGCUGAACUGUGUGAAAGUUGUUGAUUGACACUCAAUUGACUGCUUUCUCUCUGUGUAGCCUGUUUUUAUUUUGUACACAUUUUAUUCAUUUUUGUAUAACUUACACAUUUAUCUGUGCCAAUUUACUACUUUAUACUUCUUUAAUCCUAAUCAGGUGAAUUGUCUGUGAAAGGUAUUAUGAGGACGUUAGAUGUGAUUUGAUCUGAUGUGUUUUAGGUGGGCCAGUCGCAUGGUGGUCUGAUGGGAGUGCUGCAGAGGGCCAUGGCCAGGUCCUGUCCUCACAUCUGGUUUGAGAGAGCUGAUAUGAAAGAUCGCCACCUAGUGGCCAAGAGGUGAGCUUACCUGUUCACUGUUAACAGACAGUGGGUUGGGCAUGUUCUUGGCGCCAGACACUGGUAUUCCUACCUCUACCUACAAUGUUCAGACAAGCACUGACAUGCCCAUUGAAAAUUGCUACAGCAAAUAAUCAGUCAUAUCAUAGGUAUUCACUUAUCUCAUCAUAAUUCCUCAUCCUGAUAAUGUACUCCAGCCAGACAGAUUACUUACAGUAUGUUCUCUGCUUUACAAGUGCUUGUCAGAAAAUGAACUCUAGCACAUUCAUGCACAAAUGUAUUAGUCACAAGUCAUUGCCGUUGACAAUUAGGGAUAUAAUUUAACACUGACAUUUUCUCAAAUGGACAUACAUUAUAGUUCCAGUUGGAGCUAUGUUCAUACUCCUCCCAGAUAUAAAGUUAGGUUUUCUAACGGUUGUUAAUGUUUACAGGUUGACGGAUCACGUGAAUGACAAGACAAAGCUUCCUAUAUUGAUCUUUCCAGAAGGUGGGUUACAUUUUGUUUGGAUAGUCCAUCUGUAGAUGCUCUACAUUCUAUCAGCAACAGUUAAACUAUCUACUAACCCUAACCCUAGCUCUGACCUUAACCCUAAACGUAACCCUUACCCUUAUUCUAACCCUAGCAAGCAGUUGCUUAUCAACAGAUAGUUUGUUGUUAGUUUGACCAUCUGUAGAGUAUCUACAGAUGGAUAAUCCAGAGUAUCCAAAUAAAGUGUGACCGGUAAGUGCUACAAUGGCCCAAAUGGAUUAGGAUGAAGUUGCCCUUAGACACUGAUCUAAGCCAAGGUCAGUUUUGCAUUGGUUAGGAUAAACUGCAUUGGGGUUGCUAUAUAUAUAUAUAUAUAUAUAUAUAUAUAUAUAUAUAUAUAUAUAUAUAUAUAUAUAUAUAUAUAUAUAUAUAUAUAUAUACACAGUGAGGAGAACAAGUAUUUGAUACACUGCCAAUUUUGCAGGUUUUCCUACUUACAAAGCAUGUAGAGGUCUGUAAUUUUUAUCAUAGGUACACUUCAACUGUGAGAGACAGAAUCUAAAACAAAAAUCCAGAAAAUCACAUUGUAUGAUUUUUAAGUCAUUAAUUUGCAUUUUAUUGCAUGACAUAAGUAUUUGAUACAUCAGAAAAGCAGAACUUAAUAUUUGGUACAGAAACCUUUGUUUGCAAUUACAGAGAUCAUACGUUUCCUGUAGGUCUUGACCAGGUUUGCACACACUGCAGCAGGGAUUUUGGCCCACUCCUCCAUACAGACCUUCUCCAGAUCCUUCAGGUUUCGGGGCUGUCGCUGGGCAAUACGGACUUUCAGCUCCCUCCAAAGAUUUUCUAUUGGGUUCAGGUCUGGAGACUGGCAGGCCACUCCAGGACCUAGAGAUGCUUCUUACGGAGCCACUCCUUAGUUGCCCUGGCUGUGUGUUUUGGGUCGUUGUCAUGCUGGAAGACCCAGCCACGACCCAUCUUCAAUGCUCUUACUGAGGGAAGGAGGUUGUUGGCCAAGAUCUCGCGAUACAUGGCCCCAUCCAUCCUCCCCUCAAUACGGUGCAGUCGUCCUGUCCCCUUAGCAGAAAAGCAUCCCCAAAGAAUGAUGUUUCCACCUCCAUGCUUCACGGUUGGGAUGGUGUUCUUCGGGUUGUACUCAUCCUUAUUCUUCCUCCAAACACGGCGAGUGUUUAGAUCAAAAAGCUCUAUUUUUGUCUCAUCAGACCACAUGACCUUCUCCCAUUCCUCCUCUGGAUCAUCCAGAUGGUCAUUGGCAAACUUCAGACGGGCCUGGACAUGCACUGGCUUGAGCAGGGGGACCUUGCGUGCGCUGCAGGAUUUUAAUCCAUGACGGUGUAGUGUGUUACUAAUGGUUUUCUUUGAGACUGUGGUCCCAGCUCUCUUCAAGUCAUUGACCAGGUCCUGCCGUGUAGUUCUGGGCUGAUCCCUCACCUUCCUCAUGAUCAUUGAUGCCCCACGAGGUGAGAUCUUGCAUGGAGCCCCAGACCGAAGGUGAUUGACCGUCAUCUUGAACUUCUUCCAUUUUCUAAUAAUUGCACCAACAGUUGUUGCCUUCUCACCAAGCUGCUUGCCUAUUGUCCUGUAGCCCAUCCCAGCCUUGUGCAGGUCUACAAUUUUAUCCCUGAUGUCCUUACACAGCUCUCUGUUCUUGGCCAUUGUGGAGAGGUUGGAGUCUGUUUGAUUGAGUGUGUGGACAGGUGUCUUUUAUACAGGUAACGAGUUCAAAGAGGUGCAGUUAAUACAGGUAAUGAGUGGAGAACAGGAGGGCUUCUUAAAGAAAAACUAACAGGUCAGUGAGAGACGGAAUUCUUACUGGUUGGUAGGUGAUCAAAUACUUAUGUCAUGCAAUAAAAUGCAAAUUAAUGACUUAAAAAUCAUACAAUGUGAUUUUCUGGAUUUUUGUUUUAGAUUCUGUCUCUCACAGUUGAAGUGUACCUAUGAUAAAAAUUACAGACCUCUACAUGCUUUUUAAGUAGGAAAACUGCAAAAUCGGCAGUGUAUCAAAUACUUGUUCUCCCCACUGUAUGUAAGUUCCCUGUAUGUAUAGCAUAUACAGGGACUUGCAAUUUUCACCCUUCUCUGUCAUUUUGGAGAGCAUUGUUUUUAUCAUAGGAUUUCUAUCUUUAUACUGUAUGUCUGUGGUGAUUGUGGCUUAUCUCCAGUCCAUAUUUCUGGUGUCUUCAGGGACCUGUAUCAACAACACAUCUGUCAUGAUGUUCAAAAAGGGAAGUUUUGAAAUCGGAGGGACAAUAUACCCAGUAGCCAUAAAGGUAAGGCGUCAAUAUCAGGGCUUCUGUUCAGUAGUUGACUUUUACCUAAAUCACAGAAAAAUGGCAUUGGGAAAGUUUCAUUUAAAAAAGUUGGCACAGCUUUUGAAGAGGUGUUUUGUCAACUCUGGGACCGUCUCCCUCCCUCAGUAUGACCCUCAGUUUGGGGAUGCAUUCUGGAACAGUGCCAAGUACAACAUGGUGAGCUACCUGCUGAGGAUGAUGACCAGCUGGGCUAUAGUCUGCAACGUCUGGUACCUGCCAGCCAUGACCCAACAGGUGUGUAUGCAACACACACACACACAAACAAACAAACAAACAAACCUGCCAGCCAUGCACCAAGUGCCACUGACCUAUUUCCUAUUUUCACAGGAAGGGGAGGAUGCUGUCCAGUUUGCCAACAGAGUCAAGUCUGCAAUCGCACAUCAGGGGGGACUAGUGGACCUGUCCUGGUAAGAAUAUCCUUCCGUCCUUCUAUAAGGAUUUUCUGAUAAUUCACUAGAGCCUAGGCAUAAACAUUUGACAGCCUAACUGCCUCACACUGGACUGUAUUUGACCUAGGCAGUGAAUGGGAUUGUUUCGCUUGAGUGUGUUUUGUAAUCUUGUGUAUUUGUAUUAUGUUGUAUUUGUAAAUUGUGUAUAUGCAGGGCUCCCUUGUAAAAGAGACCUUGGUCUCAAUGGGACUCCUUGCUAAAAUAAAGGUGAAACAAAACAAAAAAAGGCACGCAUAAUUUCCGUAGUUUCUCUUGAGCACAGAUAUGUUUGUUUCCUAGAGAACAUACAUUCUUAGAGAACAUGGGUCCUGUGUGGCUCAGUUGGUAGAGCAUUGGCGCUUGCAACGCCAGAGUUGUGGGUUCGAUUCCCACAGGGGACCAGUUUGGAAAAAGUAUGAAAACUGUAAGUCGCUCUGGAGAAGAGCGUCUGCUAAAUGACUAAAAUGUAAAUGUUUGUUCCCGUGUAGGGAUGGGGGCCUGAAGAGGGCCAAGGUGAAGGAUGUGUAUAAAGAGGAGCAGCAGAAGAUGUACAGCAGCAUGGUGGUUGGGAGUGAGGAGGACAACAGCAGUCACAGCGAC
Molecule: messenger RNA, 17106 nt
Organism: Coregonus sp. 'balchen'
Lineage: Eukaryota; Metazoa; Chordata; Actinopteri; Salmoniformes; Salmonidae
Source: the annotation of a GenBank genome assembly